Messenger RNA from Teleopsis dalmanni, 2651 nucleotides. RefSeq names its product tudor and KH domain-containing protein (gene tej). The transcript has 10 exons. Bases 113 to 1192 code for a protein of 359 amino acids. NCBI's taxonomy places the organism in Eukaryota, Metazoa, Arthropoda, Insecta, Diptera, Diopsidae. The record is from RefSeq and is a predicted model, not a curated record.
UGUUGUUAUUAUUGUUACAGUUUUUACUUCAAUUCAGUUUUUAAUAAUUGGCAUUGGCAUCGUAAAAUCAAGCAAAUAAUUAUUUUUGAUCUGAAUAAGAUUAAAUUUCGCAAUGGAACUGUCACAGUUAGAGGAAACAAAAAUUGUAAUUAAGUCGCUUCUUAAAUGCCAUCAGCAUGAAGUUACUGUAGGCAAGCUAAGUCAAGACUUUUACAAAAGUGAAGGAUAUCAAAUACCCUUUGCAAAACUAGGUUAUUCAAGUUUAGAGACUUUUUUGCGAUCUCUCGGUAAUCUAGUAGAGGUUUGUGGAAAAGGUUACAGUGCAACUUUAAAGUUAAUUCAAAAUGAAAACCUUGCUCUAAACUCUGUAAGCUUGGCCAGUAAUGCUAGUAAUAGGGAGUUAACUGCAGAUAUUUUUACUGAAAUUCAGGAUGAAAAACCUACAGUGAACUUACGCAGAAAAUCAGAAGAUGAUGUUGACUUGCCUCCCAAAUGCAUGAAAGAUUUUAAGGUUAACUCGCCGGUUUUUAAUUUUCCUUCACAAAAAAUUGAAUUCAGCACGAAACUUGAAUGCUAUGCUAUACCAGAUAAUGUAUCUAUCAACGCAAUUGAAGCUGUUGUUAUUACCGAGAUCCAUAAUCCGCACAAAUUUUGGUUUCACUUCUGUAAAGAAAAUAAUAAAAUUGAUGAACUCAUGCAAAACAUGCAAGAAUUUUACAAUUCACUUCUACCAAAAAGAUGGCUAAUACCGGACACAUUUUUAUUAGCUGGGCAGGUGUGUGCAGCUUCAGUAAACAAUAUAUGGUACCGCGCUGAAGUGAUUGAUAGAAUUAAUAAAAAUAUAAUAAAGGUGUAUUGUGUUGAUUACGGACUAAUAUUAACUGUUCCUGCUUAUUGCUUAAAAUUUUUAAUAUCAAUUUUUGCUGCACUACCAAAACAAGGAAUUCGAGGAUGUUUAUCACAAAUCCAACCAAAAGGACAGUACUGGGAUAUAGGUGCAAAGGAAUAUUUCAUUUCAAAAACAAUUUCGAAAUUAAUUUUUGCUCAAAUAUCAAAAAUAAAUAAACAGGACCGAGUUUACCAUUUAGCGCUUUGUGAUACCAGUACAAAUAAACCAUUUCAAAUUAAUAAGGCACUUGUUACAAAGGGUUUUGCUGAAUUCGAACUUAAUACGGAAUUCCUUACAACUUAACAUGCCUUGUAAAAGUAUUGGAGGGGGACAUCAGGUGUGUAACCAGCUAGUUUGGAUGGAUAUAUAUGCGAUGUGCGUAAUUCUUUGUAAUAGGAAAUAUUUCUUCCUUGAUUGUCGGAACACGUAAUUGUUUAUGCAGCUGUUCAUUCGUUACAUACCAAGACUAAUUAAUAAAAAUUAAAACUGAAGUUGUGUGGAGCAAAUAGAAAAUAAGAUGCAACUAAGUAGGAAUUCAUUACGAAUGAAAUAAGUAAUAUAAUUAUAUUAAACAUAAAUUAUUUUAUAACUGUACUUUUCGAAAUUGUAAUAUAUUGUAAAUAUGUAUUUACAAAUUAAAUUUUUCAAACUAUAUAAACAACUUUUAAUUAUGCAAUAUAAUAGGAGACGUGGUGGAGGGGCUCAGUAUGUAUAAUGAUCCUGAGAGCGACGCCGGUGGUAGCUACUGACAGCGUCUUUCUUGCCGGUAAGGUCGUAGAUUCAAAUAUCGAAGAAAAUCAGUCUUCAUGGAGUUAUCGAAUAAGCUUCGAAAAUCUCCCUGCACAAGCUGCAGCUGGUACAAUGGAUGUUAAGGUGCCAAAUGCACACUGAAAUAUCAACACAAUGAAUAAAACCUCAACAAUAGAUCAAAAACUGCACUUAAACCGCAAUAACAACUCUUAUUGUUCCUGAAGAAACACUAUCGGAAUGAAGCGAUCGAUUCGAAUUGCAUCCUAGAAUGUACGGACUUUAUAUGAAAGUUGAAAAUUUACAGAACUUCGAAAUGAGGUGUCUAACUAUAAAUUUAAUAUUCUUGCCAUCCAAGAGACUAGAUCCAAUGACAGCGGAGUAAUACGUGAUCAUAACAUGGAAUUUAUUUACUCAGUUAGACUAGAAAUCGAACAUUAUAUGGAAAGGGUGGCAAUUCUUAUUUCUAAAGAAGUAUCUAAAACUCUUAUUGAAUGGUUGCCAAUAAACGAGAUUAUAAUAAAAAUUAAAACCAAAGCUCACAGGCUUGUUUUGAUAAACUGACCUGAUCUGAUAAAAAACUGUGAGAUCAGAAUUUGAUGUAUGUUUGUUUCCGUUUACAUAACUUCUUGAAUAUUGAUCUUUUUGUUAGAGAUCAAAGUUAGUUAACAACUAAACAUUCUUUAAAGUUGCAUAUUUAAAAUUUUUGGUUUUAAACAAAAUUUUGGAAUUUCAGGAUUAAAUUUACAAAAAUAUUGCUUGCACGAAAUAAGUUGUGAGGAACGUCCCUAUAACAAGAGCGAUACAUAAACAAGAACAACGGUACCUCGGCAUAGACUUGACUGUUUUGGUAAUAGAUUAUUUAAAAAAAAAUUUAAUGAAAAGAAUUUAUUAAUUUAAGGCAAUCAUUAUCCUUCUGGUUUUAUUAAGUUAUGUAUAAUAAAAUACUUACAUCAUUUUUCAAACUAAGUUGCUAUUAAUAUUUUUAUACAAAUAAAUAAAUAAUAGAUUAAAA